CACAUCCACUUCAAACACAGUCAAAAAUAGUGGCAACAAGAAAGUAUGAAGAGAAGACGAAUUAUUUAAUAAAAGGAUUCCGCCUAUUAUAUUGAUACUAUUUGUAAAAAUUAGUGAAGAAACAAGUGUCGUUAUAACAAGGAUAAAAAUGUUUCUUACGGCCAAUUGUAUAUCGUAAAGAUCAUCUUUAUAAUUAAUCAACAUAGCGGAAGCCAAAGUGAUGACAGAAUAAUAGAACAGAAAAUGUAGAAUAUUAUCAGGAAUACUCUUGUGAUUGUUGUAUUUAAUACUAUGCAGCAUUUGCCGUGAAAAAAGCUGAAAAAUCUUGAUAACACAUAAGUGGCGACCUAUUUGUUUCAAAAUUGGUUCGAACUACGAGAGGUAUUUUGCAAUUGUGUGACAAAUGGCACUGUGAGCCGUGAGAAAUAGAAUAUUAAUUCGUGAUAUAUACUGCUUUGACGUGGUUCAAUCGCAAGUUAGAUUGUGCUUCUAUACAUUUAUGAGAGAGUCGGUCUGAGGAAGUGCACAAUGAUGGAUUUACGAAAGGAACACAUUUCCCUUUUGUUGCCUGUUGGCGAGACCAUUACCGGAACUGGGUCGAGAAAAAGUUUAAAAAGGCAUUGGAAUCAAUUAUCUCGUUUCCAAAAGAAUUUAAUUUGGAUCGCGCUAGUAGCUGUUGGAAUUUUUUUGUUCUUUCUAAUGCCAUACGAUGACACUACCAGUCGAGAGCCGCGGAUAGUUGAAAGGAUGGAGCACAUACAGAUUGCUCCUUUCAAAAAAAGGCACGAGCAUCUAGGCGCAUUGCACCUAGCAGCAGCAAACACAGCACAUCAUGAUAAAGGAGUCGUGGACCGCAGCGAGGUGAAAGAAGUCAGUUUGAAUGGGACACACAAUGGUAAAAAUCGUCUCCGCGCUCACGACGGAGACAGCAAAAAUAUAAUUGACGAACCACCGGUAAUGGAUAGCGCUAUUGAUAAUAACGAUAAUCACAAUCAUUUGGUGGAACAGAGAUUGGACGAGCCAGAGAUUAACGUUGGAGGUGAGGUGCCCCAUGAGGCUACUUUGCAGGUCAUACAAAACGAACUGAAGGAGAUUGUGGACAACGAGGAGAAUGUGUUAGAAGAAAAUCGACGCAGUGACAAUGCCAAAGAUUUUAAGGGACCCACGAAUGACAGACAGCGAGCUGUGAUCGAAGCGUUUUUGCACUCCUGGCGCGGAUACAAGGAGUUUGCUUGGGGCCAUGAUAAUCUCAAACCGAUUUCGAUGAGCUUUUCCGAUUGGUUUGCACUAGGAUUGACUAUUGUAGACAGUUUAGAUACGCUAUACAUCAUGGAUCUUCAAGAGGAAUAUGACGAAGCAAGGAACUGGAUUGACCAGUACUUGCGAUUUGAUGUGAAUCGCGAUGUGAAUCUAUUCGAGGUGACCAUUAGGGUUCUGGGAGGAUUACUGAGCACGUAUCAUUUGAGUGGAGAUAAGAUGUAUUUGGAUAAGGCUCUUGAUUUGGGCCAACGUCUAUUGCCUUGCUUUGACUCCCCAUCUGGUAUCCCAUACUCGGAUGUUAACAUCGAUACGAUGAAAGCUCACCCUCCAAAGUGGUCGCCAGAUAGCUCUACGAGUGAAGUAACAACGCUGCAGUUGGAAUUCAGGGAUUUGUCAAGAACUACCAACGAUCCUGCCUUUGAAACGGCUGCUGCCAAAGUAAACGUGAAGGUUCAUGAAUUGGAGAAAAAUGAAGGUUUGGUUCCCAUUUUCAUCAAUGCGAAUACUGGACAGUUCCGUAACUUUGCAACAAUUUCGCUUGGUGCUCGUGCUGAUUCUUAUUACGAAUAUCUUGUUAAGCAAUGGAUUCAAACUGGUAAAAAGAAUGAUGAUUUCCUCAUCGACGAUUAUAAAACUGCAAUCGAAGGGGUCCUACACCAGUUGGUACGCGUUACACCUAAUGAAAAACACCUCUACAUCGGAGAGCUUAUCAACGGCAAAGACUUCAAACCUAAAAUGGAUCAUCUAACGUGUUAUCUUCCGGGUACGUUACUUUUGGGCUACAAAAAUGGCAUGCCCAAAUCCCAUCUCAAGUUGGCAAACGACCUACUGGAAACAUGCUACCAGACAUAUAUGAAACAACCAACCCAGCUGGCACCAGAGAUUUCCUACUUCAACCUAAACGGUGAAUCCGAAUCCGACAUCUACGUGAAAACGAAUGAUGCCCACAAUCUUUUGCGACCAGAAUUCAUUGAGAGUUUGUACUACUUCUACGCCAUCACUGGGAACAAAACCUAUCAGGAUAUGGGCUGGACUAUUUUUGAAGCUUUUAACAAGUACACCAAGGUGAAGAAUGGAUACACAUCCAUCGGUAACGUCAAAAAUCCCUUGAACACCCGUCCACGCGACAUGAUGGAAAGCUUUUGGUUGGGUGAAACACUGAAGUACUUUUAUCUGCUGUUCAGUGACGAUCGGAACGAGAUUGAUUUGGACAAGUACGUGUUCAACUCGGAGGCACAUCCGCUGCCAAUUCGAGAUGAGUGAAAAGAGCACUGGAAUCCACUGCACCUUGGGCUGGCCUACUGUAAACCGUGCAGGAGGGUAGAUGAUUUUUUAAGAUCCAUGCACAAUUCCACUUCCUUUUUCCAUAAAAUGAUAUUGAGGGACUAAUAAUUUAUAUGAUAUGUAGAUUCAAUUUUGUAGUUCGUCAAAUUUUGAUAAUUUGAAAACCUUAGCACAAUCCUCGCUCCCAAGUAAGUAGAAAACAAUGUUGAUAGUUAGAUAGUUGGUUGUUGAAUACACAAUAGUGAAUUCUGAAAACCGUUGAUAUAUGUUUCCACUUCACACAAUAAGAGGACUUCAAACUAGGUAGUACAUAUGUAUUUUCCAAUUUCCUCUUAUCUUAAUAUAGUUAAUAGAUUAAACGUAAACAAUCCAGAUAUGACGACUUACUGAGCGCUGUACUUGAUUCAUCAGAUUAAAUUUAUUGGAUCAUUAGGAAGUCAUGAUAUCUAUGAGAGGAUUUAGAAAACAAAAAUGUAAAUGUAGAGUUAUUAAAAUUUCAUUUUGUUUGUUCCUUUUGCUUCAAUGAUAACAUUUGUUAUUUCAAAGGACCUUUACACUGGGGUCACUUUUUACGCGGUUUGUAAUUUCUUUUUUCUGGCCUUUCAAUUUAACAAAACAUUGAGUUGAUUCCACGAAAAAAUCACAAAAAAAUCAAAGAAAUAUCAGGUGGUAUUUCUUCUCCAGUCAACGUUGCGAGCAAAGGUGGAGAUGGCGAGUCGAUUCGAGUGGGAAACAUUCUCAACUCUCUGGGUAUAGUG
Messenger RNA from Armigeres subalbatus, 3302 nucleotides. RefSeq names its product endoplasmic reticulum mannosyl-oligosaccharide 1,2-alpha-mannosidase (gene alpha-Man-Ib). Gene Ontology annotation, molecular function: mannosyl-oligosaccharide 1,2-alpha-mannosidase activity; calcium ion binding. Gene Ontology annotation, cellular component: endoplasmic reticulum; membrane. Gene Ontology annotation, biological process: carbohydrate metabolic process; mannose trimming involved in glycoprotein ERAD pathway. The record is from RefSeq and is a predicted model, not a curated record. Bases 529 to 2523 code for a protein of 664 amino acids. NCBI's taxonomy places the organism in Eukaryota, Metazoa, Arthropoda, Insecta, Diptera, Culicidae. The transcript has 6 exons.